This is a messenger RNA of Lathyrus oleraceus (garden pea), 996 nucleotides long. RefSeq names its product CASP-like protein 2C1. Lineage: Eukaryota; Viridiplantae; Streptophyta; Magnoliopsida; Fabales; Fabaceae. The coding region runs from base 236 to 769 and encodes 177 amino acids. The record is from RefSeq and is a predicted model, not a curated record. The transcript is spliced from 3 exons.
ACCUUCUUUUCAUACAUUGAAUGAAACGUGUAAGCAAUUAAACACCAUUAAUAGAUUUUUGGUAGCUGUUGAGAUAAUUGAUUUCAACACCUCGUGGAUUAUUUUCAACCAGUAGUCUUAUGUCAUCCACUUUGGAAGCACUGUAUAAGCACUCUCUUACAUUCAAUAAAUCACCCCAAACAGCCCCUACAUUUAAUAACACUAGAAAAACUUCAUCUCUCUCAAAAAAAAAAUAAUGGAAUUCAGAAUAGCAAGAGGAGAAGUUUUUCUAAGAGUUAUAGCAAUAUUGUUGUUGGUAUUAACAGCUUUUUUAGUUGUUUUUGAUACUCAAACAAAGGUUGUGUUUUUAACUAUUGAAAAGAAAGUUACUUAUAAAGACGUGGAUGUUCUCAAGAUAUUGCUGUAUGUUUCAUCUUCAGCUGCUGGAUAUAACAUGCUUCAAUUAUGCAAAUACUCUUGUUCUUCAAAAGGAUCUUAUGAAAUGUGCAUGGUUUGGAUUAGCUUGUUACUAGAUCAGAUUGCUGUGUACUUAACAUUCGCCACAAACACAGCAUUAUUUGAAGCAGCUAUAUUUGCAUUUACUGGCUCAGAGGCCUUCCAGUGGUUGAAGGUAUGCAACAAAUUCACCAGAUUCUGUGAACAAAUUGCAGGGGCCAUAUUAUGUUGCUAUGUAGCAUCCAUUUUAAUGGCUAUGAUAUCAAUUAUCUCAGCAUACAAAGUUUUCAGAAUGUACUCUCCCAAGAGGUUCUUGCGUUUGAAAGGAAAAUGAUGCCUAAUGGAAAAUUUUAAAUUGUAUAUCUGUGAAUUUGUGGGCACAGAAAGUAAAAAGGAAAUGAAAAAAAAGUGAAAGAGUUAUGAUAGAUAUACCUUGCAUUGUUUGAAUUUAUCUCUUUUCCUUGUGUUUUCAUUUUUCACUAAUGGAAGUCCAAAGUUUUGUACAUAAGUAAUAUUUGCACAGGCAAUUUAAUGCAGUAAUAUUAUUUUAUUUUAUUUUCA